Molecule: messenger RNA, 637 nt
Organism: Gadus macrocephalus (Pacific cod)
Lineage: Eukaryota; Metazoa; Chordata; Actinopteri; Gadiformes; Gadidae
Product: histone H2A
Exons: 1
Coding region: 41-424 (127 amino acids)
Cellular component (GO): nucleosome
Molecular function (GO): protein heterodimerization activity; structural constituent of chromatin; DNA binding
Source: RefSeq, a predicted model, not a curated record
CAGAAAUUCAUUUCCUAUCUUCGAAAAGCUAGUCACUAUCAUGUCUGGAAGAGGUAAAACCGGAGGGAAAGCCAGGGCCAAGGCCAAGACCCGCUCAUCCCGUGCCGGACUCCAGUUCCCCGUCGGCCGUGUGCACAGACUUCUCCGUAAGGGAAACUAUGCCCACCGCGUCGGUGCCGGAGCUCCCGUCUACCUGGCGGCGGUUCUCGAGUAUCUGACCGCUGAGAUCCUGGAGUUGGCUGGAAACGCUGCCCGCGACAACAAGAAGACCCGCAUCAUCCCCCGCCAUCUGCAGCUGGCCGUCCGCAACGACGAGGAGCUCAACAAACUCCUAGGCGGAGUGACCAUCGCUCAGGGCGGUGUGCUGCCCAACAUCCAGGCCGUCCUUCUGCCCAAGAAGACCGAGAAGCCCGCCAAAAAGUAGAACUACACCACAAGACUGAACAAAAGGCUCUUUUAAGAGCCACCUAAUUCUUCACUAAGCAGCAUUUCCUGUAAACACAAACUAGUACUAGACCAUUAAUCACCUUGUUGAAUAGUCUCGGGAGCCACCACAUUUGGAAGAGGCGCAGCAUAAAUGGUUGGCAAGCUAGGUGAAAUGCGAUAAUGGAAUUAAACGUAGUUUGGCUAAUAGGAU